Molecule: messenger RNA, 948 nt
Organism: Lathyrus oleraceus (garden pea)
Lineage: Eukaryota; Viridiplantae; Streptophyta; Magnoliopsida; Fabales; Fabaceae
Exons: 2
Coding region: 1-948 (315 amino acids)
Biological process (GO): protein ubiquitination
Molecular function (GO): ubiquitin protein ligase activity
Source: RefSeq, a predicted model, not a curated record
AUGGAAACCUUCUUCAACUUUGAAGCGUAUUUACCUAGCGAAAGAAUUGAAUCUUCACAUAAUAUUCAUGUUUUUAGAAAAUGCUUUUGCAUUGAUUUUGAGUUCAACCACACAAUUGUACCUUCUCAAUCCGAUGCCACAACCUUUAUGCCCGAUUUUACAACUACAAUCAAAAGAGUUGUAGCGAUUCCUAUUGAAAUUCUAUGUAAUGGUUUGGAAGGAGAUCAUAAUGGUGUUUUAUACGCCGAAUUUUCUUUUGUGCCAGAUGAUUUAUUAUAUACGGUUCUACCAAAUCUUGAAGAAUUUGCUAGACAAAUAGUUGCACACAACUAUGAAAAUCGUGAUAUAUUAGAGUUGAAUGUGCGUCUUUCUGCCAUAACAUCAAUUGAAGAGGAGGAAGAAGAUUUUAGAAAUCAAGAUGAUUAUGGUCAAGCUCAACAAGUUGUUGAUUUGAUGGAGAAAUUAGAAAACUGUUAUCCUUUUUGUGACUCAAUCGAACAAUGUCCUAUUUGUUUGGAGGAGUUUUGCAUUAAAUCAGAUUUAGCUCGUACCAAAUGCUCGCAUGUUUUUCAUAAAAAUUGUAUUGGCUCAUGGAUUCAACAAUGCAUCAAUCGCUCAUCAACUUACACUUGUCCAUUGUGUCGAGAAUCUGAAGGUUCUGAAGAAGAGUCAGAAUAUGAGGGUUCUAAAGACGAGUCAGAGUUAGAAGAUGACUCUAAAGAUAAAGAUGAGUCAGACUCUGAAAGUGACUAUGAAGAUGAAGAAGACUUUGAAGGCAAGUCUGAUUCUGAAGGUGAAUCUGAUUCUGAUCCAGAUUCUGAUGAUGAUCCAGAAUCUGGAGGUAAUCAAAUCUUUGAAGGUGGAGCCUUUGAAGGUGGUCCAACUUCUGAGGGCGGUCAAGCAUCCGAUAAUGUUCUAGAAUCAAAAGGGGAUUCUAAACAAGUUUAG